Conger conger (European conger) is the source of this 3465-nucleotide messenger RNA. Its product is annotated as E3 ubiquitin-protein ligase Topors-like. The coding region runs from base 200 to 2935 and encodes 911 amino acids. Gene Ontology annotation, molecular function: ubiquitin protein ligase activity. The record is from RefSeq and is a predicted model, not a curated record. Gene Ontology annotation, biological process: protein monoubiquitination; protein polyubiquitination. The transcript is spliced from 2 exons. NCBI's taxonomy places the organism in Eukaryota, Metazoa, Chordata, Actinopteri, Anguilliformes, Congridae.
CAGUGAGCUAGUUCUGUUAUUUGCUAGCUAGUGUAAAUUAGCAUUACCGUGAUGGUCAAAAGGAAUCUUUCGCCUGUUUAUUUCAGUUUAUCGUCAUGUUACGGGGCUUUUCAUCAACAAUUUUUUUUUGAUGUUUUUGACCAACAAAGUAGAGCAAACACAUGAAUAGCCCCUGUUUUUCUGUCGCCUGGUCCAGAAGAUGGCACCUACAAAGAUGAAACUGCGGAUGAGAAAGAAGGAUGGCUCAAGCAAGGCGUUACAGAGCAUGUCAGCGGAAGCCUCCCCUGACUCCAAAUGCCCCAUCUGCCUGGACCGAUUCAACAACAUGGCCUACCUGGACCGCUGCCUGCACAAGUUCUGCUUUCGAUGCAUCCACGAGUGGUCCAAGAACAAAGCCGAAUGCCCUCUAUGCAAGCAGCCCUUCAACUCCAUCUUCCACACCAUAAAGGCGGAGAAUGACUUCAAGGAGUUUGUCCUGAGGACCUCGGAGAACGGGUCCUUCAGCAGCCCCGGGGCCCUCAGACUCCGCUACAGCACCACGCAGACGCGGGAGAGCAGGCAGUCUCCCGGAAGGACCUCCCCUCCCCCGGACAACGGGGUCAUAUUCGAAGGCCUGACGGGCUCUGCCCCCCUGCAGCAGGACCGGGGCAUUCAUCGAAUGAUGAUGAGGCUGGCCACCAGAAGGCGGGCCCAGAGCAAGGGCCGGAUGGUGCGUCACCUGCGGGAGCAGGAGAUGGUGACGUUCCGCCGGGCGCUGUACCGCACCGGGGUGCGUGUGCGCAGCGUUCGAGACGGAGGCAGGCACAGGGACAUUUCAGCCGCGUUCUUCCAGAGGAACCCGGCCUGCCUGCACCGGCUGGUCCCCUGGCUGAAGCGGGAGCUGACGGUGCUCUACGGCACCCACGGCUCCCUGGUGAACAUCGUGCAGCACAUCAUCAUGUCCCGUGUCACGCGCUACGACAUGGACCAGCAGGCCAUCCAGGACGAGCUGCGGCCCUUCCUGCUGACGCGCACCGACCACUUCCUGCACGAGCUGAUCAGCUUUGCCCGCUCGCCCUUCAACAUGGAGGUGUACGACCAGCACGCCGUCUACGACUGCCCCGCGCCCUCCUACGAGGAGGGCAGCAGCUCCGACUCCUCGGUCAUCGCCAUAUCGGAGGAUGAGGAGGCCGAGGCAGAGCUGGCCCGGCGACCCGUCUCAGCGACGGGCAGCGGCUUGAGCCAGGCGCCGUGGGACGACGAAACGCCGGGGCCGUCAUACUCCACAGCGGAGCAGACGCUGUCGCCAUCGCUGUCCCUCAGCGAGUCUGAGUCCGAAAGCGGCCGGUCGGCAGGGAGGGGGGCUGAGGCCCAGCAGGGCACCCUGGUGAAGGCUGACCAGGCCCCCAAGAAGGAGGACGCCUCCUCGGCCGAGGAAGACUGUGUCAUCGUGGGCUACGUGAAGCCCAUGGCGGAGCGGACUCCCGAGCUCGUGCAGCUCUCCUCCAACUCGGAGGAGUCUGCUCCCGAGGAGACGCCGAAGGACCCUGAGCCGCUUCAGCUCCUCCGCUUCCCCAGCCUCAGCCCGCCCUCGUCUGCAGGAUCCCCGCCGCCCAAACGCAAGUCUCCGCGCGUGCAGGGCGAGGGCAUGUCCGACGGGAGUGCCCAGCCAGCUGACGAAGGCCCGUUUGCUACGGAGGCGCACGACGGUGACUGCUACGCGGACGGAGAUGCGGCCCUCGUGCCGACGGUCGGAAGCUGCUGGCGCGAUGAGUGCGACCCCAAAAAGGACCACGGGAGUCAUGGGAGACAGGAGCGGUCCGGGGACGCGGCGCUGAGCUGUUCCCUGCGGAGCCCCACCAUAUCGGUGCACAGCGACAGCCCGCUCUCCAGGGAACGGGUACGCUCACGGUCGGGUAGCAAGGACCUUCUGUCGUCCAGGGACAGGGCGCGGGAAAGGAGGCGGGAGAAAGACGCAGGCCAGCCCAGGCGCGGCCACACUAACGCGGCGUUUUCUUACCACUGGGAGUCCUACAGCCACUACAGCCGGGGGAGCGGGACCGGCGGGGUGCUGUACACUCAGAGCCGGGCCUUCCGCUCCCGCCUGUACACCAGCCCCGACCGCAGCUCCCGCUCACGCUCCCGCAGCCCCCGCCCAACCCGGCACCGCGGCCGGAGGAGGUCCCGCAGCCGCUCCAGCAGCAGCUCCUGCUCUGGCCCCCGCAGGGCCCGCCACGACAAGCCCGGCGGGAAGAGGAAGUACAAGACCCGCCACCUGGAGGAGACGGCCAAAGGGCGCGCCCAGAAAGCGCUGGCCGUUUCCGCCGCCGCUGCCCUCAAGGAACGACGGGGGAACGGCGAGAGGCGCCGCAGGAAGUCGCGGAAGAAGAGCAGGAGCCCCAGCGUGGAGAUCGUCUACGAGGGCAGGGCCACGGGCGACGCCCGCAAGCACCCCAAGAAGAGGAGGAAACACAAAAAGAGGAGCAGGAGGCGCAAAAGUAGGGAGCUGCCGGAGUGCAGGUCCCCCACCGUCAUCACCAUCGACAGCGACAGCACCGUGGACAUCAGCGACCUAGUCGUAGACGUCUCGGGCCAGACCGUCGACGCCGCUGAGCACACGUGCCCCGUCGGCAGCGAAAACGAAGUCUCCGCCACCAUCGGACCUCUCUCUGACGCAAACCUGCUGGAGUCUAUCCUCCAGGACCUGCAACAGCACAUCCUGCCUGUAGAUCAGGACAGCACUGCCAGCGUUAGCAACACGGAAGCGGCCGCUGCUGAACUUUCUUUCGACAGCGAUAAGUGCAACAUGCUACACGGCGAGAACAAACAUUACGCUCUCUCGUCCGACGACGAGGCGAGCGGCGCUAGCCCUGUAAUAACUAUCGAAAGCCAUUUUAUUGAACCGAUGGGUCUGGAAGAGGCGCCGGACACCAACGCAGUCUGCCGCUCUGAUUGAGACUCAGAAAAGUGCAAUAUACAAAACCAGUUUUUCAAUGUACCAAACCAUAAAUUAGGGCAAGAAUUUAAAACUUACAGGACAGACAUUUACAAUACAUUUGUUGGAGGUGUGUUUUGUGGAAGUGUGGUUACAUUCUGCAAUUUAAAGAUAACGACGCUGUACUUAUAAACAUCAGCAUUUUGUAAGCGACUAUGCCCUUCCUAAAUGGCAAGCUUCCGAUUCUUUCUUACUCAGCACUGUUCAACGUCCACUGUCACAUUUUAAUAUUUCCAAAUACUUGCUGAUUUUACUAACCAUUCCAGUCACUUUUAGAAGUUGUUGAUUUGCUGUAUUACUCAGGGAAAAAAGAUUGCUGCCUCGCAUUAAUACCACUCGGCUGAAACAACACACCAUACCUGUCGAUGAAAUCCUGGUUUUUGUCAUAUGACUUGCUGACUUAACCUUUGAAAAUGUAAAUGUAUUUUUCACAUGUUACUGGACAUUUCUGAAUAAAGCAGUUUUGUGUUGCCAUUGCUUAUGGUAGGUAA